CCGCCGGCGGGGCGGCGCUGUCGGCCGGGGCGGGCGCUCCGGGCUCCCCGACGCCUCCUGUUCGCCGCGGCCGCGCCACCCCGCUCUGUCCUGCCAGUCCCGGGCGUCCCUGCCAUGCGCCCAGGCUAGUGCGCACAGGGCGCAGCGCCGAACCCGGCCGCGCCCUCCGCCCGCUCCAGCCGCCCGCUCCCGCCGCCGGCAUGCUGCGCCCACUGCUGCUCGCGGCGCUCUGCCUGGCCGGCCGGCUCGAAACCACCCGCGGCUGCCAGCUGCCCUCCGAGUGGAGACCCCUGAGCGAGGGCUGCCGCGCGGAGCUGGCCGAGAUCAUCGUGUACGCCAAGGUGCUGGCGCUGCACCAGGAGGUGCACGGCCUGUACAACUACCUGCCGUGGCAGUACGAGGCCAGCGAUGCGGGGCUCUUCUACUCGGCCGAGAUCGAGAUGCUGUGCGACCAGGCGUGGGGCAGCAUGCUCGAGGUUCCCGCAGGCUCCAGACUCAACCUCACCGGCCUGGGCUACUUCUCAUGUCACUCCCACACCGUGGUCCAGGACUACUCCUAUUUCUUCUUCCUCAGGAUGGAUGAGAAUUACAAUCUCUUGCCUCACGGAGUCAAUUUCCAGGAUGCCAUCUUUCCGGACACUCAAGAGAACCGAAGGAUGUUUUCCAGUCUUUUCCAGUUUUCGAACUGUUCUCAGGGGCAGCAACUGGCAACUUUUUCCAGCGACUGGGAGAUCCAGGAAGACAAUAGGCUCAUGUGUUCAUCAGUGCAGAAGGCUCUGUUUGAGGAGGAGGACCAUGUCAAGAAGCUGCAGCAGAAGGUGGCCACUCUGGAGAAGCGGAACAAGCAGCUUCGGGAUCGGGUGAAGAAGGUCAAGCGGUCAUUAAGGCAGGCACGGAAGAAUGGUCGACACCUGGAGCUGGUGAACCAGAAGCUCAGUGAGAAGUUAGCAGCUGCAGCAGGUGCCCUCCCACACAUUAAUGCCCUGGGGCAGGAGCCACCAGGUGCCACGUACCUGCGGGGGUAACAGCGCUUGAGUAGUGGUCUUGCCUGGCUCUGCUGGAACAUGUUGCCUCUUGCCAGGGAUUGUAAAGUAAUGGUAGGUUUUAAUGUGCACAUAGGUCAAAAAGUCUUGUAGAUGUUUUAAAUAUGCAUUUGGUAGUGUCUAGUUACUUGAAGGGGCAAGUUUUGUUAUUUUCUUAGUUGCUGGGCUCCUUCCCCUCCCUGCCUCGCUCCCAGACCCAGUGCUUACAAGUCCAGAGGCAGCACGAUCCUGGAGUGUCAUGUGCUUGCCUAGGGUCUGUCUUCAGCUUUCAGGAGCACACUGGAAAGUCUGGGGGAAAGAAUAUCUUAGAAUCUCUAGAUGUACAAGAAUCAAGGGGUUCAGCCUUAUUGCAGAAGAGGCUGUGAGACCUCCAGCUCUGAGCUCCAGGACCAUCAUUAGUUUUGAGAAGGGAUCUGCAGCAAGUCUUGGAACUUUUGGAAGGUGGAUGGCAACCUUGCAAAGCACCCAAGGAUGUCUAAAUAACCAUGUGCAAGGUGUCCCUACUUCAGCCAGCUGAAGCACAGCUCAUAAUAGUGCAGUGGGGAGAGGGGAGUAAUUGAACAAGAUGAAUUAUACCUGAUUUCCAAGACCAGUUACCCAGAGUUAAAGAGGAUACCUAUGGGUCACUUUAAUCUAAAGGGGUAUUGCCUUUGUGGACUGGUCAUGUUUUAUCAAACCGUGUUGCUGAGUUGGCAAGAGACUGCACAACAUCUCAGCCCCUGCUAAAUGCAAACUUACUGUUGGCUCAUUAACUCCUUCCAGCUGCUCUGAAUUUGAGGUGAGUUGACCCAGUACACUGUUAACUUCUGCAAAGAUACCUCCUUACCUAUUGGAAUCAAGUGACCUUGCCUCAUUCCCAACCAGGCACCCAAAGAGCUUGUUCCAGGCGGUUCUACAGAGGCUUGAUGCAAGCAUUUUCACCACCUAACUAAAUUGGCUGUAAGGUAAUUUUGUUCUCAGAGAGAAAAUAACUGUCAAUAGAGACAUGAAAGCAAACUAAGUUCUAUUUUUAUAUUACAUGAAGCUUAGCCCCCCUAAUAGUCUAUGACCAGUCUACAUGGUGGUUUUAAAACAAUGGAUGAUAACUCCAUAUAUCAACUUGAUAGAAAAUACAGUAACUGGGAGUGUGAAAUAAGACUGUAAGGCCAGAUUGCAUACCAUACUGUAAUACAAAAUAAUAGCUUAUCAGUUAUAAAAACUCAAAUGCUUUACAUUUUUUCUGUCCCAUAGAACUUCUGAAUGUCUAUCACCAGACAUGUAUCAUUAUGCUAAGAAUGAACAGUCAUGUAGACAGCUUUCAUAAUGUAAUACAAAGCUCAGUUACAAACAUGCAUCCUAGGAUUUUGGAAAACAGAUACUUCUCUUAGAAAGGACAUAAUGAAGAAAUUAGUAAGGUCCCUCUUGUAUUUUUUGUUAGUUUAUCUUUUAUGGCCAAAUUACCUUCUGCCCAAUGAGUUAUGCAGUGAAAAUGCUUGUGGCAAAUAUGCCUAUGGUGGAAAUACCAGACAGGGUUCCAGGCAUUCCAGUCUCUGCUUCUGUAUGCAAACACCUUCCACCCACCAGGACUGCCCACCAGUAAUGUCUGCACAUGAGGCCACCUGUCAGCAUAUCAGGUUUUGUACAUGACCUCAGAGCACUUCACCCUGUUUGGAAAGAAACCUGUAAAGACAGUACUACCAGUAAGAAGACUAUCCACAUAUAGAACAGCUGAGCCAUUAAUUUAGGUACAUUUCGUCCAGUGGCAGUUGGGUUCUUAAGAAGGCAACCAAGUGGUCAUCUUGUGACUACCUUCUGAUGGAGCUGCAGAUCUCCAAGUCCCUCUUGCUGUUCCAGAUAGAACUUUCAGGUUCCUCAUCAGGAAAUCUGCCCCCAGACCACUCCAGACAUUGCAGCACCUGAUUAUGUUGUCCUGUCCACCGGAAAUGGCAAUUAUAUGGUCAGAUUCCCUUCCACUUCCUUUAGGAAAACCACAUUUUUUGGCUCUGGCAGCUGGUUGGGAGGAUGGACCUGUGUUACUUGAGGCUGCUGCUGCUCAAAGGGAGAUGUCUGCACUCUGGACUGGAUAGAAUGGCAGUUUUUGCUUCAUUUCCAAGCUUCUGCUGCUCCUUUAUUAGCUGUAUCCUUCAUAGUACAAUACAAUAGUUCAGUCUUUCUGGGGCCAUUUCAUUAAAGCAUUUGGCUUCCACCCAAGGGAGUGACAAGCCUAAGGGUGAUUUACAGCUAGUGUUUUGAGAACUGUGGAACCCGGUGAUCCCUACAGAUGCAUUAUGUUCUGCCUUUUUAAUAAAUAUGAGCAGUAUUUCAGCCACAA
This is a messenger RNA of Enhydra lutris kenyoni (northern sea otter), 3354 nucleotides long. Its product is annotated as coiled-coil domain containing 3. The record is from RefSeq and is a predicted model, not a curated record. Gene Ontology annotation, biological process: negative regulation of gene expression. Bases 201 to 1025 code for a protein of 274 amino acids. Gene Ontology annotation, cellular component: extracellular region. Lineage: Eukaryota; Metazoa; Chordata; Mammalia; Carnivora; Mustelidae. The transcript has 3 exons.